Messenger RNA from Drosophila rhopaloa, 727 nucleotides. RefSeq names its product transmembrane inner ear expressed protein. The coding region runs from base 72 to 389 and encodes 105 amino acids. NCBI's taxonomy places the organism in Eukaryota, Metazoa, Arthropoda, Insecta, Diptera, Drosophilidae. The record is from RefSeq and is a predicted model, not a curated record. The transcript is spliced from 4 exons.
GGCAGCCGGACGUACUACGGGAGCAACACGGCGGUUCCAGCACCUGGCAGAGCUCAUAAAUCAGUCGGAAAAUGGAUGACGAUACGGACAUCUUCAAAAUCGACCCGCGCGAAGUGUGGCUGGAAAAGGAGGCCAUUGCGGGCUUUCGAGUGUGGCACAUAAUAGCCGCCGUCCUAGGCAUUUUGAUGUUAAUUAUGAUUAUGGUAUGUUGCUGCAUUCGCUUCCGGAUUCCGCGCACCAAACAGGAAAUCGAGGCGGACUACCAGCGCAAACAGAUCACCAAGAAGUUUCGCGAGAAGCUGCAGCAGAUCAAGAACUCCGAAAUGGACGACAUGGACCUGAUGAAGGCACUUGCUUAUAUCAAAUUGGAACAGUACGAUGAUCCCUAAGGGCUCUGUAAAUUCACCCGCACACUGUACAAACUAUCGGAAGUACUUAAGCAGCAAACUCUCUAUCGCAAAAAACACUGCCAAUUUUGUGCCCGCAUCCAGAGCGAUUAUCUGAAUUUUCAGGCUAGCAUGGAGAGCAUGAAUGAGAAGCAGAAUGUUAAGUUUAAGAUCUAAGUGCCUUCUUGAAAAGUGUUUAAUGCGUAACUGUUAUAGUAUUGUGCAGCUGAGAUUGUAUCCUUAAGCGAAUUGUUAGUAAGAUAAUGCCUUAAUCUAUGCAAUAAAAAGUUAAUAAAUAAAAAGAGCUAAAAGUACACAGUAACUUAAAGCUAUAAAUGAAA